UGAACGGCUUGUUGUUGUUAGAGGGGUUUUUUUGCUUUUCGGUUUGUUGACGGCUCACGCUAGGAAUUGCCUCAGGAUGGCUUCAUCACAUUUCGCCAGUCGACACCGAAAGGAUUUAAGCACUGACAUGAUUAGAACCAAAAUCGCCCGUAGGAAAUCACUGAGCCAAAAAGAAAACAGGCAUAAGGAAUAUGAACGCAAUAGACACAUUGGUUUGAAAGACAGCAACAUUCCAAUUUUGCAAGGCAGAAUUCUUGCUCCAUUAGAAGAGACUUCUCAAGAGCUAGCUCCAGAAAAGGCCAGUGCCAAACCAAGAUCAACUAAAACUGUUCUAAAUGAUCAACGAAAAAAAAUGCUACACAAAUACAAAGAAGAAAAGCAACUUCAAAAAUUGAAAGAGCAGAGAGAGAAAGCUAAACGAGGAGUAUUUAAAGUGGGUCUUUAUAGACCUGAUAUGCCUGGUUUUCUUUUGUCUCAUUCAAAGCCAACUACUGUGAAACCUGACCCCAACCAGGCUAUUUCAUCUGUGCGGAUUACCAGGUCAAGAGCCAAAGAGCAAAUGGACCAGACUAAGGUCAAUAAUGGGAGGACCAUUCAAACAAUCCAACCUAGUCAAAGACCAACUUCUGAAAAGAAAGUGCCAGACAAAGAGAAAAAAGCUGUAAAACUGGUAGCUCCUACAGCAGUGAGAAUAACUCGAUCUGCUACUCAAGCAACAAACCAAAUUCCCAAAACAGCCUCAUCCACCACCACAAGGAGACCAGUCUCCAGAGCUACUAAUGGUAAUGAACUAGAAAGAAAGUUACCAAUUAAAGGAAGACCUGUCAAAAAUACAGAACCAAACCCUGACAAGUUUGAACCUUCCACAGAGAUCUUUCCAGUGACAGCUAAAGAUCUUAUCCGCACAACAGUUGGUCAAACAAGACUUCUUAUGAAGGAAAGGUUCAAACAGUUUGAAGGACUGGUGAAUGAUUGUGAAUAUAAACGCGGUGAGAAGGAGACUACCUGUACGGAUCUGGAUGGAUUUUGGGAUAUGGUUAGUUUCCAGAUAGAUGAUGUAAACCAAAAAUUCAACAAUCUGAGCAAACUUGAGGAAUCUAACUGGCAACACAAUAGUAAUACAAGCAAAAAAACUGUUCGGAAAAAAGGUGUGUCAAAUACAACAAAUAAGCCAAAGCAGGACGGUGGUGGAAGAAUUGCUGCUAGAAACCGCUUAGCUGCCAUCAAGAAUGCAAUGCGGCAGAGAAUGAAGCAGGAAGAGCAGGCUGAGGCAGCAGACUCUGUGGUACCAACGACAGUUGACACGAUUGUGUUUGAUGCUGGGUUUUUCAGAAUCGAAAGUCCAGUUAAAUCAUUCUCAGCAAAUAAGAUAAACUUUGAGAUGGAUUGUUUACCCUGUGAUAGAAUGAACAUUUCUCUACUUGCUGUUGAAGUAACAAAUAAUACUGAAAAUAUAGAAGGGAUUUCAGAGGUUGUGGAAGGAAUGGAACUGAAUUCUUCUAUUGUGGAAGAAGACGUUUUGAUGAGUAGCUCUGACAAACAACUACCAUCACCAAGUAACAUUUCACAGCAAGACGAAACGAAAGUUUCUUUAGGUCAAUCAGUACUAAUUGAUGGUAAAAGUAUCACGGUGGAAUGCCAUCUUCUUGAUUCUCCAGGCUUAAAGGGCAGUAACCCCUUGACUCAGAGGGAGAGGAGACACCGAGAGCCUGCCCGACACAUCUCCUUUGGUGGCAACCUGAUUGCCUUCUCACCGCUGAGGCCCCUCUGUGGAGAACAGCCAGAGGAAUGUUAGGUUUAAAAGUCUAUCCAACACUUUUUCUUCAUAUUGGAAAUGGCUGUGAUAUGGGCUUAAAAAUACUGAACUUUUGGAGGAUACAGAUUUGUAGUCACUUCUAUUCAUUUAUAUAUUCUCAUGUAAUGUUUAGGGAAUAUUCUGUGUGGAUUAAAUGUGCUAAGUAUAAUACUGUUUCUUAAGGGAAGCUCUGGGAUGUUUUGUACAUUAUUAACCAUGCGGAAUGUAUAUGCUGAAAGUUAAGUGUAUUUACUUACAACUAAUGGCGUAUUCUUCAGUAUUAAUCAAAAUGUAAAAUUCAACAUUGAUAGAAAUAUGUGAACCUUUUGUACUUUAUUCUUAGU
This is a messenger RNA of Echinops telfairi (small Madagascar hedgehog), 2139 nucleotides long. It is a transcript of the gene DLGAP5, whose product is annotated as DLG associated protein 5. Gene Ontology annotation, molecular function: microtubule binding. Lineage: Eukaryota; Metazoa; Chordata; Mammalia; Afrosoricida; Tenrecidae. The record is from RefSeq and is a predicted model, not a curated record. Gene Ontology annotation, cellular component: cytoplasm; nucleus; spindle pole centrosome. The coding region runs from base 77 to 1795 and encodes 572 amino acids. Gene Ontology annotation, biological process: centrosome localization; signaling; regulation of mitotic cell cycle. The transcript is spliced from 14 exons.